UGUAAGCAAGCACUAAUAAACCGGACCGUGUCACCACCUCCAAAAUCGUAUGUAAGCAAGCAGUAAUAAACCGGGCCUCACGCUUUGACCCAACACUACUAACUAGCCCACCCACGAAUCCCCUGAUGACGAUGGAUUGGGGGCCCGGCCAUGGCGGGGUUGUUGCCGCACCGAUGGCAAUGGCGGGGUCCCGGGCGUGUCCUGCGCGACCCCGUCGUCGUCGCCCGACUCCUCCAGCGCUGUGCGCGGGCCGGCGACGCCGCGCGCGGGGAGCAGCUCCACGCGCUCCUCGUCACCUCCGCCGCCGCCGCCGCCACGUUCGUGGCGAACCACCUCGUCAGCAUGUACGCCAAGUGCGGCCGCGUCGACCGCGCCCUCGCCGUGUUCGACGCAAUGCCCAGCAGGAACCUCGUCUCCUUCUCCGCCCUCGUCUCCGGCCUCGCCCAGAACGCCGCCUUCGCCCGCGCCCUCGCCGCCUUCUCCGCCAUGCUCGCCGCCGGUUUUAAGCCGACCCAGUUUGCGUUCUCCAGCGCCGUCCGAGCGGCAGCCUCGUCCGGCUUCUCGGAGGCCGGCAAGCAGUUGCACUGUUUAAGUUUGAAGUCCGGUUUUAAUGUCGAUCUCUUUGUGGCGAGCAAUUUGGUCGACUUGUAUGCAAAAUGCGGGUCAAUGGGAGAGGCACUUAAGGUGUUUGACGAAAUGCCACACAAGGAUGAGGUGGCGUGGACGGCCGUAAUUGAUGGGCACGCGAAGAACGCGAAUCUCAGCGAAGCUGUAUCAGCUUUUCGCGACAUGCUACGUGAAGGGGCCGUGAAUGCUGACCAACACGUGCUUUGUAGUGCCCUGAGCGCAGGCGGUAUCCUAAACUCCCCCCGGCUCGGUACUUCUCUCCAUUCAUACGUAAUAAAGGUUGGCCUUAGUUCGGAUACAUCCGUGCGGAAUGCCUUGACCGGUAUGUAUGCCAAGGCCAGAGACAUGGAAAGUGCCACCAUUGUAGUCGGUGCGGACGCUGCAUGUUGGAAUGUGGUGUCGUCGACUUCUUUGAUCGACGGAUAUAUUGAGAUGGGCCGCAUUGAAGAAGCUGUAAGAACAUACAGCGAGUCGAGAAGGCGAUGUAUCGAGCCAAACGAGUUCACCUUCUCGAGCAUGAUAAAGGGUUGCGCGGCGCAAGCGGCGCUCGAACAGGGCGCCCAGCUCCACGCGCACGUGAUCAAAGCCAACUUCUUCAAAGAUCCCUUCGUGUCCUCCACCCUCGUAGAUAUGUAUGGUAAGUGUGGGCUGCUAAAUUUUGCUAUCCAACUGUUUGAUGAAAUCACUAACCCUACUGAUAUAGCAUGGAAUUCGUUGAUUAGCGCUCUCGCACAGCACGGUAAGGGAAAGGACGCUGUUAGGGCUUUCGAUAGGUUGAUUUUAGCAGGGAUUCGACCGAGUUAUAUAACGUUUAUUAGCCUCUUAAUGGCGUGUAGCCAUUCGGGGUUAGUCGAAGAAGGGCUAAAGUAUUUCGAUUUGAUGAAGGAAAAGUAUGGUAUUGAGCCGCGAGAAGAGCAUUAUUCGUGCAUCAUCGAUAUGUACAGUAGAGCGGGGAGGCUCAGAGAAGCCGAAGAAUUCAUAAGGGAGAUGCCCGUAGAGCCUAAUGCUUAUGGGUGGUGUUCUUUGUUAGGAGCUUGUAGGAUUAGAGGGAAUAAGGAGUUGGGCGAGCUCGCUGCGGAGAAUCUGCUGAAGCUCGAGCCCGAGAACAGCGGAAUUCAUGUAUUGUUAUCUGGUAUUUAUGCUUCACUGGGUCAGUGGGAGGAUGUGAAGGCUUUGAGGAAGUUGAUGAGAGAUAGUAGGGUAAAGAAACUCCCUGGUUUUAGUUGGGUCGAUGUGAAUAAUAAGACACAUGUAUUCGGGUCUGAGGAUUGGUCGCAUCCUCGCAAGGACGAGAUAUACAAGAAACUCGAGGAGAUUUCAAUGAAGAUAAGAGAAGAGGGUUACGCUCCCGACACGGGCGCUCUGUCGUGCAAUUUGGAGGAUAGUUUGAAGGAGAGGAUACUGUAUCAUCAUAGCGAGAGGAUCGCGGUCGCGUUUGCUUUGAUAGGCGUUCCGGCAGGGAAGCCGAUCAUCGUGAAGAAGAACCUGCGCGUGUGCGCGGAUUGCCAUGCCGCAAUGAAGCUCAUUUCCAAGGCUGAGAGGAGGGAGAUCAUUCUAAGGGACAAUACUAGGUUCCACCAUUUCGCUGGCGGGUCGUGUUCAUGCGGAGAUUUUUGGUGAUUAUUAUUAUUAUGUAAUCUCAUUUGCUUGCUUGUAUGAGUAGGUCAAAGCAAAAAAAAUUGGCGAUUCUUGUUAUAAUUUAUAUAUCAUCAAUGAAAUGUGAGAAUUGUUUGAGAUUGGUA
Molecule: messenger RNA, 2369 nt
Organism: Ananas comosus (pineapple)
Lineage: Eukaryota; Viridiplantae; Streptophyta; Magnoliopsida; Poales; Bromeliaceae
Product: pentatricopeptide repeat-containing protein At4g21065-like
Exons: 2
Coding region: 151-2247 (698 amino acids)
Biological process (GO): RNA modification
Molecular function (GO): RNA binding; protein binding; zinc ion binding
Source: RefSeq, a predicted model, not a curated record